AUGUCGUCAGGACAUAAUACUAAGUCAUUCGAACAUGAUUCCAUGUCAAUGAGAAAAGAUCACUAUCGCCAGCCACUGCACCAGGACCCAAGGCCACUAUGCACACCAGACCUGACGCUCAUAUCUACUCCUCAGGCGACGCCCGCCACUACAGCAGGACCCACGGCUACUUGCACACCAAAUCUGACGUUUAUGUCUACCCCUCAGGCGUCGCCCGCCACUACACCAGGGCCCACGUCCACUUGCACACCAGACCUGACCCUCAUGUCUACUCCUCAGGCAAUGACCGUCACAACAACGGGGCCCACGUCCUUGCACACCAGACCUGACUACUUCUCGGGCGUCGCCCGCCACUACACCAGGACCCACGGCCACUUGCGCACCAGACCUGUCGCCCAUGUCCACUCCUCGUUCUUUGCCGCCACUACACCAGGACCCACGGCCACUUGCACACCAGACCUGACACCCAUGUCUUCUCCUCGUUCUUCGCCCACCACUACAUCAGGACCUACGACCACUUGCACACCAGACCUGACGCUCAUGUCUACUCCUCAGGCGACGCCCGCCACUACAGCAGGACCCACGGUCAAUUGCACACCAGACCUGACGCUCAUGUCUACUCCUCAGGCGACGCCCGCCACUACAGCAGGACCCACGGCCAAUUGCACACCAGACCUGACUCUCAUGUCUAUUCCUCAUGAGACGCCCGCCACUACAUCAGGACCUACGACCACUUGCACACCAGACCUGACGCUCAUGUCUACUCCUCAUACGUCGCCCGCCACUACAGCAGACCCUACGACCACUUGCAAACCAGACCUGACGCUCAUGUCUUCUCCUCAGGCGUCGCCCGCCACUACACAAGGACCCACGGCCACUUGCACACCAGACCUGUCGGCCAUGUCCACUCUUCGUUCUUCGCCCGACACUACAGCAGGACCCAAGGCCACUUCUACAACAGACCUGACGCAAAUGUCUACUCCUCAAGAGUUGCUCGCCACUAAAGCAGGACCCACGGCAAAUUGCACAUCAGACCUGACGCCAAUGUCUACUCCUCGGGCGACGCCCGUCACUACAGUAAGACCUAAGACCACUUGUCCACAAGACCUGACGCUCAUGUCUACUCCUCAGGCGACGCCCGUCACUACAGUAGGACCUACGACCACUUGUCCACCAGACCUGACGCUCAUGUCUACUCCUCAGGCGACGCCCGUCACAACAGCAGGACCCACGGCCACUUGUACACCAGAUCUGACGCUCAUGCGUCGCCCGACACUACAGCAGGACCCAAGGCCACUUGCACACCGACUUGACGCUCAUGUCUACUCCUCGGGCGUCGCCCGCCACUACACCAGGACCCACGGCCACUUGCACACCAGACCUGUCGCCCAUGUCCACUCCUCGGUCUUCGCCCGCCACUACAGCAGGACCCACGGCCACUUGCACACCAGACCUGACGCUCAUAGCUACUCUCAGGCGACGCCCGCCACUACAGCAGGACCCACGGCUACUUGCACACCAAACCUGAUGUUCAUGUCUACCCCUCAGGCGUCGCCCGCCACUACACCAGGGCCAACGUCCACUUGUACACCAGACCUGACGCUCAUGUCUACUCCUCAGGUGUCGCCCGCCACUACACCAGGACCCAAGGCCACUUGCACACCAGACCUGACGCUCAUAUCUACUCCUCAGGCGACGCCCGCCACUACAGCAGGACCCACGGCCACUUGCACACCAGACCUGACGCUCAUAUGCUAA
This is a messenger RNA of Mya arenaria, 1758 nucleotides long. Its product is annotated as mucin-5AC-like. The record is from RefSeq and is a predicted model, not a curated record. Bases 1 to 1758 code for a protein of 585 amino acids. The transcript is spliced from 3 exons. NCBI's taxonomy places the organism in Eukaryota, Metazoa, Mollusca, Bivalvia, Myida, Myidae.